Spirodela intermedia is the source of this 275-nucleotide messenger RNA. Lineage: Eukaryota; Viridiplantae; Streptophyta; Magnoliopsida; Alismatales; Araceae. The record is from the annotation of a GenBank genome assembly.
AUGGCACACUCAUUUGCUGAGCAAAUAAUAAAAAAAUGGGCUCUAAUGUGGAGGAGGGGGAGGGGAGAGAGAGAGAGAGAGAGAGAGAGAGAGAGGCUGCCCACAUGGGAAAGGAAUGCAAGUAGAAGCAUUGGAUCAGAAUUGGUGGCAAACGGGACAUGUCUCCCCCUUUCCACGAACUUGAGGCUACAGAGGAGACCCUGCCCUCACAUGUCCAGCUGGAUUGAGGAGCACGAGAGAAGAUGAAGGACCCUGGGUUCCACUAUACUGCCUGA